UCUUAUCUGUUAUCAUUCAUAUCACUUAGCUUCAGCUGGAUUUUCGCUUUCCGAGAGCCUUUGUUCAUUCAUUAACUAUUUUAAACCAUUGAACUAAGACAUAACAAUAAAUUUUUGUAGACUGCUGUAGAAAAUUUCAUAAGCACAAAGUAAAUGAAUUAAUUUAGAAGUGUCUGCGAUCAAGUGUUAGUCAUUACUAUAGUGUGGUAUUAAAUGGCAGCCGUCGGAGAACCUUUGACACUAGCUAAAGAUGUCAAAAGAGCGGCUGAACUACUUGAAAGGCUUCAAAAAAGUGGCGAAGUGCCUGUCACUAAACUAGCUGCCUUACAAAAGGUGCUCCAGAGUGAUUUUUUAGCCUCGGUGCGGGAAGUUUAUGAACAUGUUUAUGAAACUGUGGACGUUCAAGGUUCACCUGACAUUCGUGCCUCCGCAACAGCCAAAGCAACAGUGGCAGCAUUUGCAGCCAGCGAAGGACAUGCUCAUCCGAGAGUCGUUGAAUUACCAAAAACAGAGGAAGGUCUAGGUUUCAAUGUCAUGGGAGGGAAAGAGCAAAAUUCACCUAUUUACAUCUCAAGAAUUAUUCCAGGUGGGGUGGCUGAUCGACAUGGUGGCCUGAAACGCGGUGAUCAAUUACUUUCAGUCAAUGGAGUGUCUGUUGAAGGGGAAAACCAUGAAAAAGCAGUGGAACUAUUGAAAGCAGCUCAAGGUUCUGUAAAAUUAGUCGUUCGCUAUACACCUAAGGUCCUUGAAGAAAUGGAAAUGCGAUUUGACAAACAGAGGGCGGCCAAGAAGCGACAGCAGUUCCAUUAGAAGCCCGAGUAUGUGAAAUAGUGUGCAAUUAUUUAGCACCAAGUUGAUUUAACAGUAUUAUGUGUUCAGCUCAUUCUUUUGCACUUUGCAAACAAGUCAAAGAAGGAAAGGCUGCUCCUCAAUUUUUAUCCCUUGUUUUUACUCCAUGUCUGUGUCUCUUUGACAAGUGAAAUGUAUUAUUUUAAAUAACUCCAGGCCAAUUCUCAUGCCAUCUCAACUAUUGGCAUCAGCAAUGAAUUAGUCACAAUUAUUUUAUUCUUUUUCAAGUUUUUUUUGUUCAUUUUAGCAUUUGUUCAAUGCGUGGCUAGAAUAAAAACUACACAAUUAAGUUUUUUACUUAAAAUUUUUAAGUUUGUUUUAUAUGGAAAAUGCAUGUUCACAGAUCUUUCCUCACACUUGCAUUUUUCUAUCACAGCCUGAGACUGGCUGCUUACAUAAUUUUAUCAUGAAACUUGACCUCUGAAACGUAGAUCAAGACAUUAGUUUGAUGUUCACUUCUCUUGAAUGUUUAUGUUCUAUAUGUGUACCAUACCUGUUUAAAAUUCAAAGAAAUUUGCCAGGAUCAAAUACCAUUAGUUUCUUUGCUACCUUUAAAGAAACAGUUACAUCCAGUUUCUAAGAAAGAUAUCAAUUUUUAAGUUAUAGUAGUAACGUUAAAACUCUUCAGCAGCGAUUGACUAUUUUGAAAUGAAAUCUCAGUAUACAUUUGACUUAACUAUAACAAUGUUGGCUCAUUAAUAUUCUUACUGAACAUUUAUUUUUUUCACUAACAAGCAAAGUGAAUUUACUCAUUUUUUUACUGUGACAGUCCUGGUAGGUCCUUGUAUUUUGAAACUAUACUAAUGUAAAAGAAUCUUUUUAUGCUGGUGGGUGCAGUGAGAGUUUAUUGAGCACACGCAAAUUAUUAAGAGUAAUAAUAGUGAAUCGGAAAUAAUUUUGAACAAUAACUGCAAAUUUUUGAAAAAGAGGCUUUUACUGACAAAACUUUGACCACAUCCAAUGUACCUUCAAAUCAUCUGCAUUUUAUUCCUUUCUUCACUAUGGUAAUCACAUGUCAAAACUAAAAUUAGCAAUAACUAUCGUUCAGAAAAUUUACUGUUAUGUAUUUAACUUUAAUUGUAAGCUUGAGUUGUUCUUCCUGUUGUACAAUAUCAACCAUGAUCUUGUAUUAUAUUCAUCAACUGUACAUGAAAAUUAAGCCUAGUUAAAAAAUAAAAGACUAAGUUAAUGCUAUCUGAUUA
This is a messenger RNA of Bemisia tabaci, 2051 nucleotides long. It is a transcript of the gene veli, whose product is annotated as L27 and PDZ_signaling domain-containing protein veli. Lineage: Eukaryota; Metazoa; Arthropoda; Insecta; Hemiptera; Aleyrodidae. Gene Ontology annotation, molecular function: protein binding. The record is from RefSeq and is a predicted model, not a curated record.